AUGUGCACUCAGAUCCCCGACACAACGGAUAGAGUUAGAGUGCAAGCGCUUCAAGGACACAAUUAUCGCAGGUAUGUUGGUUUUUCCCUAUACAAUGGACCUACAACGUUUAAUGCUAAGGUUCGCACAGGAUCCCGUCUUGCUCAGGGACUUGUGACAAAAAACAACGGAAAUAAUUUGCCGCAAGGUGCUAACAUAAGGAGACUGCAGUACCAGUGUGACCUAGAAUCCUCUGCAAGGCAAUCUGCAAUGAGAUGUGACACCUCGACGUGGCCCAUGCUUCCAGCUGGCGUACAGGAGAACAUUAUGGUAUUCUCAAAAAGUCGAGCUCAAUACCGCAAGGAUGCAAUUUUAGUGAUGGCAUGGGCGAGUACAUACGAGAUCGGUUGUUUUGUUCAUCCAUGUAGCGGGAAUAGAUGGUCUGCCGUGUGUCAUUACAGUCCUGGAUCGCACAUUUCCGAAUCCAGGAUUUUUUUUCUCAGCUGUAAUCGCGUAUUUUCAAAUUCAGAGGCAAUAUUGUCGAAAACGCGAUCUACAACACCGGCUCACCGUGCUCGCAGUGUCCCAUUGGAACCUUCUGCAAUGGGAAUAAACUUUGUGCUAGCGUGUGAGUGGGGUACACUCCAGGAGUACAGUGAAAUUCUUUAUUCGUUACGCUCGUUACGUUACAUUAGCUGUUAUCUUGUAUAUAAAUCCGUCUGA
Messenger RNA from Cooperia oncophora, 702 nucleotides. Lineage: Eukaryota; Metazoa; Nematoda; Chromadorea; Rhabditida; Trichostrongylidae. The record is from the annotation of a GenBank genome assembly.